GAUUCCAGGGGAAGUAUAUAUGCAAAGGUUUUUCUUCCUCACACCUUCUCCCAGAAUCUUCCGGAGCUCUCGGGGAUAGUUUUCGAUUAUGUCUCAGGGUCGCCGAGGGAGCGGGCGGCGCGGGUCAAACGCUAGUAUCGAGCUAUACCAGGGAGUUCUGACUGAUGACAAAGGUGAUGCAGGCGGGAGAUCGAGUUGGAGGGAUGAUGAUGAGUCGAAGCUAUUUUUCGGGGCGCAAACGAGGGGGUGAGUAUGAUGUGCCUGCACUAGAGCUAAUUGCUAGGCACUAAUCAGUGGUGAAUUUUUAGAUUAAUCGAAGAUGGGGGCAGCGAUUUAGAUGAUUUGGAGGCACCGUCGCCUUCAUCGGACUCGCUCUAUCCGGGAGAGAAGCCGUCGACCGUCCGAUCCAGGCUGUCUACCUCGAGUUCUAGGUUUUCGAUACUGAAGGGCCCUGUGGCGGCAAUCCUGGAUGGUUCGGUUUCCUGGAGGACGGGCGUCAAGAUGUGUGCUAGCAUCGCGGCCACCACAUUUCUUUUUACGCUCGGGAUCACAAUGUAUUUUGUUCUCGCAUACCCUCCAGAGAAUACUGGGUUGGGGACGCUGUACUUGGGCGAUUGUGAUGAGAUGAAGAAGAUUAGUAUCUGGGCGCAUGUGGGUAUCAAUUUCAUCUCUUCCAUAUUACUGGCCGGUAGCCAUUACACGCAGCAGGUCUUGAGCGCGCCGACAAGGGGGGAGAUUGAUGCAGCUCACGAGACGAAGUCAGUAUCCCGCGUGGUCCGGGGUUUAUGAUUUUUGGAGGAAUGAACUGACAGGGUUUGGAAGGGACUGGUUGGAUAUUGGGAUACCUAGCCUCAGGAAUCUGAAGUAUGGAACGAUUCCCUUGAAUUAUAUCGGAUACGGGUGCUAAAAUUUCAGCAGGAGAGUAGGCCAUUUGCACCGGAUGGAGAGGAUAAGGGUGUGGGUCUGGUGGACACUGGGAUUUACAAGCGUUCCCAUGCACCUGCUGUGAGUUUGCCCCAUCCUCUUCUGCACUAUGGGCUCUGCUAAUGUGUUUCCUCCGAUCAGCUUCAACUCUGCCAUUUUUUCCACGCUGUCGUUAAACAACUAUUAUGUGGGGAUAGUCACGCCGGACUUUUUUAACGGAACCUCAUAUAACCAGACCGGUCACGUAAUAAGCGGCCUCAGGGCCGGCGCAAUGGGUUCCGCCAUUGUAGAGCCGUUUGUGGAGGGUUUCAAUUACACAUUCUGGAACCCGCACAAGCCGUGGGAACGCUAUGUCGGCCAUUACACUUACGGGCACGAAAGCAUCCGCACUGGCAAUGUUCGGAUCGAAGAGAGUUUCUAUAACACUACGAAUCGUUCGGAUUCCGUGGUUGUGAAAAUCAUGAAAGAGAUGGUGGAUGUCUGGAUACCGGAAUACAAUUUUGAGCAGAUGCGGGAAGCAACUCGGAUCAUGAGUGAGGAGGGCGGGACAUGGAAUAAAAUGGAUACGAAAGAAUGUAGGGCAAAGUACUCGCAGCCCCUUCUGGGAGACAUGCAGAAUCUGGUGUUGGUCUCCUCAUCAGAGCCCAAAGAGAACUCUUCUCUGAUGUCGGUGAUCAUGUACAACUCUAUGGAGCACAAGCACUACUGGAUGUGCCAGAACGAGAGCACGUUGGUAGAUGUUAACAAUUGGAACGAAACUGGCUACGCUUUCCCGAAGAACUGCGAGAUGGGGGCUGACGAUGGGGAGAGGGAUAUCCCGGAUGGUGAUUGGGUGGUUCGGGGACACACCAUCACCGAGUGCAGAGGGCAAAAAUCCCUGAAGAAAUGCAAGCUGCAGUUCAGCGUCGGCAUUCUCACGGUUGUCAUCAUCGCGAAUCUGCUCAAGGCGAUCGGUAUGGCGAUGGCCGCCUUCAGGAUGAAGACUGUGCCACUUGUAUUUAUGGGGGAUGCUGUUGAGUCUUUUCUCAAAGAGCCGGACAUCACCACCCUGAGAAGGUGUCUAGCUGACAAGGCGAUGGCGGAGUCAUCGUGGGAGCUUCAGCCGACACCAAAGCCGUACACGCUGGAGCAAUGGAGGUGGUGGCAUGCGCCAUCCAAGAGGAGGUGGUCCAUCACCGUGGGGACCUGGGUGGGCAUCAUAUCCCUAUCGGCAAUUUUCAUUGGGACCGGAUACGCGAAGGAUGUGAGGAAUGGCAUGGAAACAGACCUCAAGUCGCUGUGGGUGUCCUAGCCCAUCACUUGGUCCAUCCGGCUAACCAUCAUGUAGAGUGAAGCGUGGGUUUGGAGCACAAACCACUUCGUCAGUUCUCAGUUCCAGGGAUGGAGGACUGAUAGUUCCCAUUUUCCUAGCCAAUUCUCCGCAAGUGGUGCUAUCGUUCUUAUACCUGACGUGCGUCCCCCGAGAACCUCCAGAGGCCCAUCGGCUAAUAGUUAUUAGUUACAACGGUAUAUUCACCAGUAUGUUUAUGGCUAAGGAAUGGAUGGAUUUUGCAGUAAGGCGUAAACCGCUCCGUGUAUCGCGGCCAAUCGGCCAGCAACGAUCAACAUACUGGCUUCAACUGCCCUUCCGUUACUCCCUACCGCUGAUGGCACUAAAGUCCAUAACUCAUCUUUGCGCAUCGCAGGGAAUUUUCCUAGCAAAGUUCGAAGUCUUCAGUCCACUCGGCGAGACCUUUAAGGUCGUCUCCACAGUGGGAUAUUCUGUACGCCCUCUCCCGAUCUCCCCCUCAAUUCCUCGCUCUAUGGGGCGUAGCUGAUCAGGCAUGCACUAUAGGUGGUAGGAAUAACGUUGCUAAUGGUCAGCGGAUUCAUCCACUUAAUAGUCCUGUUCACCGCGGGCUCGAAGAAAUAUCCCUUUGGCAUGCCGCUCGCCGGUAGUUGUUCUGCUGCGAUCGCUGCAGCAUGUCACCCACCGGAGGAUGACAUGGACGCAUCCUAUGAGCCGCUAAUGUGGGGCGCUGUACCAGUCAAGUCAGGCUCCACCGCAGAAUCAGAGGUUGGCCACUGCUCUCUGUCGAGUCUCCCGGUGGACCAGCCGAUUAUAGGGCAUUUGUAUGCCGGGAAGGAUAAAGAUGUGUAGAUCCUAUCAUAACUCCACGCUACAUAACCUGCCAGCUAGCCAAUUAAGCAAUACCCGCUGACGAGCGAGGGUGGGGGAAUUGGACGACUCAUUGGAUGUUUGGUUUCUCUUUUUUUUCUCUUGGAAAAAUGUUUCUAGCGAUGCGCAUUGGAUAGGCGUUUGCAGGAUUGGGAUUGGAA
Molecule: messenger RNA, 3243 nt
Organism: Tuber aestivum (summer truffle)
Lineage: Eukaryota; Fungi; Ascomycota; Pezizomycetes; Pezizales; Tuberaceae
Source: the annotation of a GenBank genome assembly